Molecule: messenger RNA, 5145 nt
Organism: Lachancea lanzarotensis
Lineage: Eukaryota; Fungi; Ascomycota; Saccharomycetes; Saccharomycetales; Saccharomycetaceae
Gene: USO1
Product: LALA0S01e10660g1_1
Exons: 1
Coding region: 1-5145 (1714 amino acids)
Biological process (GO): intracellular protein transport; transcytosis; endoplasmic reticulum to Golgi vesicle-mediated transport
Cellular component (GO): Golgi membrane; cytoplasm; endoplasmic reticulum
Source: RefSeq, a predicted model, not a curated record
AUGGAAUUGAUACAAGGGCUUAUACAACCCCCCAAGGUCCAAACUGUAGAUGACACAAUUCCUACUUUAUGCGAUCGAGUUGAGAAUGCCACCUUGCUCAGUGACAGAAGAUCGGCAGUAUUGGGCCUCAAGUCGUUCAGCAGAAGUUAUAGGGAAACGGUAAUUGCUUCUGGUCUCAAACCGUUGAUCACUACGCUUAAGAAAGAUGCAGAGGAUGAAGAUUCGGUGAAAGCUAUUCUAGAGACGUUAUUGAUCUUAUUUAUACGUGGUGAAGGCAAUGCGGAUUUGACACGCAAUUGGAUUUCGCAAGAAUCCAGGGUUAGAAAUGGGAAAUAUCCUUCCCCACUCGUCAUGAAGCAAGAACAACUUGAAAACGAGUCGGUGGACCAGUUUUCGCUUUGGAUCGCAGAUUUCAUGACCCAAACGGACGAAUUGGUGCAUUUGUUCGUGCGUCUGCUGGAAGUUGAAAACUUCCACAUAAAGCUGUACACGAUUCAACUUUUGGAGGCUUUCAUUGCAUCUCGUGCGUCCAGAACUCGUGAGGCCAUCAUAUCGCUACCGGUUGGGGUCUCCACACUAGUGGGACUGCUAGAAGAUGUCCACGACCCCAUCCGUGACGAAGCUGUUUUACUAUUAAUGGCUCUUGUCAACAACAGCGCACAUAUUCAACACCUGGUCGCAUUUGAGAACAUUUUUGAGAAACUUUUCAAUAUACUGCAGGAGGAAGGUGGUCUUCGCGGGUCCCUAGUGGUCAGCGAUUGUUUAACGUUGAUUUUGAAUAUUUUGAAGUACAACACUUCCAAUCAAAUACUCUUUGUAGAGACCGGCAACCUUCCUCAAAUGGCGAAACUUCUAAAUGAUCCUAUGGAGGGGGAAUUUCAUUGGAAUGAUCAAAGAGUGCUCAACAUAAGAACGGGUUUAACGAUUUUAAUGCUUAGUGUAGAUCCCGACAAUAAUGCUACGCCUAAACAUCAAAAGAUGCUCCUAGAGGCACAUCUGCUCAUGAUAUCAUUGAAACUUGCCCUUUCUCCAACGGUACCGAAUUCGGUACGUCCAUUUGCACUUCUCGCUGCUGCUGACAUGAUUCGAGAUAAUGACAUAGUCCAAUCCGAACUCCAAAAAAUUGAUGUUCCAUCAUUCGACCCCAGCACUACUACGCGAGUUGCAGACGAAACCAGACUGGUGUCUGUGAUUGAGCUGGUGAUGAAUUGGUGUUUUUUUGCCAAUUCUAUUCAUACUUUUGAGAUCAGACGAGCCUCUUCAGAGCUCGUCAAAGCAUACCUAAAGAACAAUCAAAGUUUGCAACUGAGAUUUGUUACAGAACAAAUAAACAUCUAUGAAAAGUCAGACCAUCUAGACGAUGAUGCUGACGCAGGUCACUUUAUGGCUGGAAUUUUCAACGUCAUUUUGGAGUACGACCCCGACCUAAAGCUUAAUCCCUACAAACUCUACUUUGCAUCGGAUCUGUUAUUUUUUCUUCUACAAGGAGACUCAGAACCUCAAAUCAGAGAAAUUAUCGGAGGGAUCGAAUGCAAAGGCUUUGAAUCAAUGGACGAGGUUGGCGAAACAAUGAGUCCAGUGCAGACGAUUCUAGAGCUAUUACUUACUUCGCUUACUUUGGAAGACUCAAGAGUAUCUAUAUCGUACUUAUGCCUUUUGAUAUACUGGCUCUUUGACGAUCCUACCGCCGUGAAUUCAUUUCUUUCUGAUAAGACAGUGCUCCAAUCAUUAAUUGCUUACACUUCUCAGAUGAAAGAAGACGAUGUGACUGUUAAUUGCUUGGUUUCGGUCCUCUUAGGGGUUUCUUAUGAGUUCUCAUCGAAACAAAGUAAAGUAACUCGAGCUGAAUACUAUGAACUUUUGGUAAAAAGUGUUGGAGUCAAUAACUACAUGUCAAAAAUAAGACAGCUUCAGGAAAACUCCCUUUUCACCGACUCUGAGACGGAGGAAAACUUUCUCGGCGCUUUCGAGACCGAUUCCACCGGAUUACCAAAAAUAUACUUCAGUCCAUUCUUCACAAGACUUCUGAGAGAAAACUUCUAUCAAAUCCAAACUGCUUUGAAAAGAGGGCCAACAUAUGAAAGCGUUGUCAAAGUCUCUUUUGAAUCCUUCGAGGACCUUCGCCAGGAAAAAGUUGAAUUGGAAGAAGAGCUUUCUAAGCUGGAGAAAGAGUCGAAAAAGGGGAUCGAGGAAAUCCAAGCUUCGUUGCAGGAAGCUGCGAAGCAAUUAAAUGAAACGCAGGAGCAAAAUAAGCAACGCGCUUCAGAGUUGACUGAUAAAACCGAGAAGAUUGCCUCUUUUAUAGAGCAAGAAGAAGAGUUGAAGCGCGUUUUGGCAGCUUUGCGAGAAGAACACAAAGAUCUGGUGCAAGAUCGCGACGAAAAAAAAAGUCAGAUAUCUGGCCUCGAAGAAGAAUUAUCAGCUAAGGCUGUCACAAUGCAGAAACUUGAAAAGGAUCUAAAAAGUGCUACGACAGGUCGAAAGUCAGCAGAAGAUGGAAUCAAUAAAAUGAACAGAGAGCUUUUCACGCUAUCUAAAGAGAAUGAUCGGUUGAAAACCGAAUCUUCAAAAGCUACGGCUGAGCUAGAGAGUAAACUCAAAUCUAUGCGUAAUGAUCUGCAAAAGCUAGAAACCAAAAAGAAUUCUUUUGAAGAGGAGCUCGGUAUUACCGCGUUAAAUCUCAAAAAGCUGAGCGAAGAUAAAAAGAAGGCGGAAUUCGAGAGCAAUUCAUUGCAAAAGGAGCAGGCAGAUCUCAAAUCUCGAUUAAAAAAUCAAGAAGAUCUUGUUUCGAAGUUAUCUACCAAGCUUAGAGAGCUGGUUGAAACCUGCAAACAGCUCAGCGAAUCAAAAGCUGAAAAGGAUGCAGAAAUAGAUACUUUAGCGACAAGAAAUCUCGAAGAGGUGUCCAAACUCGAGAAUGAACUUAAAAAUGUUCAAGAUCAAUUGAAGAUCACAGAAGACAAGAAGCAAAGUCUGGGUGAAGAAAUUAAGUCUCUGAACUCCACGAGCAAUGAAAGAGACGAGAAGUAUCGAACAUUGUCUCAACAGAAUGAGGGUUUGACAAGGAGAUUGAAAAUGUAUUCGGACUCUCUUUCGGAAAUUAAAACUUUCUGCAGCGGCCUCAGAAAAGAGGUCUCCAAUAUACCGGUAAGAGAUAGGCUCCUUUACGAGCGCCUUCAACAAUUGCAAGAUGAUAAUGUACAAAAAUUCAAAAAAAUGUUAGGAACAAUGGACGGCUACAAAGCCCAAGUGGUAAGUUCGGAAAACAAAAGAAAAGUUAUUUCGGAGAGCUUUGAAAAGUUGCAAACAGUGAAAUCUGAACUUGAAGCGAGGGUAGAGAAUUCGAAUGCGGAACGAAUUGAGGCAUCCAAUGCCUUAUCAAAGCAGACCACCGACCAUGAAAAACAAAUUCAGAGCAAACUUGAUAAAAUAUCUUCCCUCGAAAGAAAGCUGGCGGAGCUAGAAAAAGAAAGAGACGAAGCUAUGAAAUCUUCCAAAAAGCUUCAAUCUGAAUUGGUGCAUCUGCAAGAAAAAUGCGAAGCGCUCAAAUUGAGCCGCGAAGCACUUUCCAAGAGUUCUAAAGCUUCCGCGUUAAAAGCGGCAAGCAAAGUGUCGAGUUUGGAGAAAAAGUAUGCGCAGCUUUCUGAAGAUUAUGAACGUUGUCAGGUCGAACAGGAGCGCAGUAUAGCUGUAGCGAAGGCUGCAGAAUCGAAUGCUCUUAACCUUGAAAAAAAGAUAGAAGAUGCCAAUGCGAGUUUGCAGGAACAGAAAAGUGUUGCAGACACUGGUGAACUCAAACUUUCUAAGUUUAAAAGCGACCUUGAUGCAGCCCAUUCUGAGGUCGACACGAAAGACGCCGAAUUGAAAAACACCGAAGCAUCGCUCGUUGAAUUAAGAGAUAGUUUCGCGAGUCUGGAAAUUGAACUAGGAAAUUUGAAGACAGCAUCCGAAAAUGAAAAAAGGCAUUUAUCUGAGGAGGUCGAACGGCUCAAGCAUGUAAUGAAGGAAAAAAAGGCCGAGUUAGAGGAAGAAAGAAAGCUUCUCGCGGAAGGAUCUAUGAGCGAUGUUCAAAACUACUUGAAGAAAAUUAGCGAUCUAGAGGCCAAGCUUGAAUCAUUAGAACAUGCCCAUGCAGAAAAACUGGGAAAACACGAGGAAAUCAAGUCAGAACUAGAGAAUCUGCUCAAAAAAUCCAAAGAGCAGGGAUCUGCAAAGGCCAAAGAAUUGGAAGAAGUCAAUCAAAAGCUUGUGAAAGUACUAAACUCACAAGAAGAAAACAAAGUAAGUUACAGGAAGCUGGAGGAGUCACAGCGGCUGGAAAAUGUGGAGGCUGCUAGUCGAACAAAGGAACUCAACUCGACAAUUGAGCAAAAAGAAAAAGAUAUGACCUCACUCAAGCUUUCAUUAUCGACAACGGAAUCCACAGUGGCGAGCCUUAAACAAAAAAUUGCCGAUUAUGUGGCACAGAUUACCAAACUGGAGGAAUCGGAUAAUUCCUUGAAGCUUUGUGUAAAAAGUGCAGAAAAGUCUCUCGAUAAAUCCCAAGCAGCGGCCAACGCUGCAAAAGAUCAGUCUAAUGAACAGAUUCGCCAGCUUGAGGAGAGCAUAAUAGCGAACAAUGUUACCGUCAACAAACUUAAUAGUGAUCUGAAGAUUAAAAACGAAACUCUGGUAUUGCUGGAAAAUCAAAUGAUAGAACUUGUAAAUACCACAGAGGUGCAGCAGCAAAGGCUAAAAAAACUAGAAGAAGUUGAAUCAUCGAAUGUCAACUUGGCCAAGGAACUUGAAUCUACAAAAGAUGAGAACAAAGCUGCAGUAGUUGAAAAUAGGCGGUUGAGGGAAGUCAACGAAUCUCUUUCCGAGAAGCUCAAACGCUGUGAAAAUGAUCAGAAAAACAAGAGCGAUUAUGAUGACAAAGACAAGCUUGCCAAAGAAUUAAGCAUGCAAGUUGAACAUUUAAAACUCGAGGUAAAGGACUGGAAGUCGAAAGCAUCAGACCGCUCUGAGGUUGACGAUUUGAUGCUUCUCGUCUCUGAACUUGACGAAAAGAAUAGCAAAUAUCGCGCUAAGCUCGAGCUAUUGGGGAAUCAUUUCUCCUCGGAUGAGGAGGAGGAAGACGAUGAUACAGCAGGCGAAAGCAAAUGA